Messenger RNA from Leptopilina heterotoma, 2806 nucleotides. It is a transcript of the gene Ent1, whose product is annotated as equilibrative nucleoside transporter 1. The transcript has 11 exons. Gene Ontology annotation, molecular function: nucleoside transmembrane transporter activity. Gene Ontology annotation, cellular component: plasma membrane. Gene Ontology annotation, biological process: nucleoside transmembrane transport. NCBI's taxonomy places the organism in Eukaryota, Metazoa, Arthropoda, Insecta, Hymenoptera, Figitidae. Bases 451 to 1869 code for a protein of 472 amino acids. The record is from RefSeq and is a predicted model, not a curated record.
CUAAAAUCUUGAAUGGAAUUCACAGCUGGCUUUGACGUUUAAUAAUGUCGUAAGCGUGGAAGGGGCAACGCAAAGUUGAAUUUCACUCGGGAUUAUUAUUUAGUUCUAGUUAAAGAAAAAAAAAAAUCUUUGAUUACUUUCUGUUUCGAGUCAUUUAUCAGACGUUGCUUUUCCAUGCAGAAGUGCAUUGUUCAUUCGCUGACAAUCAAUGUCACACGUGCAGUAUGUUGCACAUAUUGUGUCAAAGAUUUCGACCCUGAUGGAUAUACAACAACAAUAAUCGCUAGAGUAAUUUAUUAUUAAUAAUAAUAAUAAUUACAAAUAGUUCUUUUUUCUUCUAUUUCAAUGUUUUAUCGCACAAAGUGUUUGUCCCUUAGUUGUAUAGAUGCCAAUUGGAGAGCUGUGAUUUACUAAUAUAUAAAAUUGUUUAGAAAAAAAAAUCGCUGAAGUAUGGCAUACUCUAUAAAUAAACAACCCUUAUUGAGGGGAAUUAGCGAUAGUGAAUUUGAAGACGACAUAGAGACUGAAAUUGAAGAUCCGAAUAUUUCUACACAAGAUGAAGAACCAUUUAUUAGGCCACAUGAACCAGUGGAUAAAUUUCAAUUUACUUAUGUAGUGUUUUAUUUACUUGGAAUGACAACUUUAAUUCCAUGGUGCUUUUUCAUGACAGCUGACGAGUAUUGGAUGUACAAAUUUAGAGAGAUUCGUAACGACAGUAAUCACAAUUAUUCUAUCGAGGACCAAUUAGGAAAGAAAAGUGAAUUACAAGCGAGCUUUAUAUCUUAUCUUUCUGUAACCAGUUCUAUUCCAAAUACACUUUUCUUGAUAAUUAAUGCAUUCAUAAGUAAUAAAAUAUCUCUCGAAUUGCGAAUGAUAGGAACACAAGGUCUUGUUUUAUUAAUUUUCCUCGUCACAACAGGAUUUGUCAAAGCCGACACCGAUCAAUGGCAAAGUACAUUUCUAAUUAUAACUCUAUCCUCAGUGGCAUUGAUGAACAUGGCAAGUGCAAUAUUUGGAGGAAGUCUUUUGGGAAUUGUCGGAAGAUUUCCGGCUAGAUACAUAACAGCAAUGUCUGGUGGUCAAGCACUUGCGGGAAUAUUUGCAGCGUUGACGGAAAUUUGUUCACUUUGGUUGGGUGCUAGUCCGGUUGUAUCAGCAUUAUUGUAUUUUGUUAUCGGUGAUGCGAUGCUCUUCUUCUCUCUGAUUGCCUACAUCUUCUUACAGAAAGCAGAUUUCUUCAAACAUCAUACAGUAGCUAAAACUAGACAUUUGGCUGUCGAGGAUGAAUUCACAGUAAAUGGAGACGUGUCCUUUGCACACGGACAUAGGAUUUCCUAUCUACGUAUUCUUAGGAGAAUUUGGAAAUAUGGAGUUAGCAUAUUUCUGUUAUUUUUUAUUACAAUGAGCGUGUGUCCUGCUCUCACGGUCCUAAUUGAAAGUCAAUAUCGUGGACACGGGCACGCCUGGAAUGACACCUACUUCGUUCCAGUUGUUACUUAUUUAUUGUUCAGUUGUGGCGAUUAUGCAGGUAGAUUAUUGUCCGGAGUUAUUUUACGACCUAAAGGAAAACCGUGGCUUGUUAUAUUUUUGUGUGUCGUGAGGGCGGCAUUUAUACCAGCAUUUUUGUAUUGCAAUGUACAGCCGAGACAUAAUUUGCCCGUUUACAUUGAAAGUGAUCUCAUUUACAUUUUAAUGACGAUUGUCUUUGCUCUCAGCAAUGGUUACUUGUGCAACAUUAUCUUCAUUUUAGUUCCCACGGUGGUCGAACCUCAAGAAAGAGAAAUCGCAUCCGCGAUGACUGGAGGUUUCCUAGGUUUAGGAAUAACGAUUGGCUCGGCCAUGAGUCUUGCUCUAGUGAGAGCAAUUUAAAAUUUUAUUUACCUGAUCGAAAUUAGCAUUCACUGCCUUUUGCAUUUGCUGUUUCAGAAAAAAAAAAUUACCAAACAAAUCCAGUUGCCUUAUUCUAAUAUCUUUGUAUUUACAAUUAAUAUUUUGUAAGCUUUUUCUAAUUGAUUUUAUACGAACUGAAAUUUGUAUACUCUUAGUAUGAAACUAUUUAUUUUUACAAGUCGACUUUUCACAAAUCGACAAGUAUUUUCAAAUUCUUUUAAAUUUUAGAAAAACUAUUUUUUAAUGUCAUUAACUUUAGUCUCGACUUUUGUUAUAUAUCUUAAGAAAAUUCUUCAAAUCCACAAGAAGAGAAUUUUAGGGGUCACGCCACUUUGAAUGCCUGAACAUUGGACGUUUUAAAAAAAAAUAUUUUGACAAAACUGUUAAAGCGGAAAACUUAUUAUUUAUUCUCUUAAAGUACUUGUAGUUAGCUUUAGAAAAAAUAUAACGAAAUUGAAAAGUAUUUAAAAACUGACCUGAAAAUGUAGUCUGCAGUUUAGGAUUAGAAACUGACGGGAAUACAGCAUCGGAUUCUAAUGAUCAUAACUUCUAUAUUGAGAUAUUUUCAAAAAGGACAAUUAGGAUUAAUUUUUAGCAAAGUUCAGAGUGGCGUAACCUAAUUUUAUUAACAAAAAUUUUUUUUUGGAAAAACAAAGAGAAAAUAGAGUUUUAAUUAGGUUAGUACUUGAAUGCGCACAUUCCACUAUUCAUUCAUUAAGAAUUUAAAUGUGAAAACUGCGAUAAUUUUCAAAACCGGAAAUCAAAGUAUCGAGUCUUAUAGAACUUAAAAAAAAUUCUCAUACUACUUUAAGUUUAGAAUGACAAACCUAUGAGCGUUGGUAAAGAAAAUUUGUGAGUAAUUUUCGACUUACUGUAUUGUAUGCCUGAAAUAGUAGAUUUUCGUUUUAAAACUAAA